AUGGAAAAUCUUUCUCCUCUACGAGACGACGAUGAGGAAAACGAAGUAGACGAAGCCAAAAUGCUCCUCAUCGGUGAGAACGGAACCAACGGUGAUAGCUUCUCUCCUCGGUCCGACGGUGCACCGGAGCUCCAGCAUUACACUAUCCGCUCCAUCAAGUCAACGGUCGUGAUUCGUCAACUGACGUCACAGGGUCUCUCCUUCCAGCUCUGGCCAGCCGCUUCUACUUUCGUCGCGCUUCUCGAUAACUACCGCCUCGACCCUGCCAACAGCCCCCUCGCCGCAACACUCUCCUCGCUGAAACCCGCCGGCUCUACUACUACACCGAUGAACAUUCUCGAGCUCGGAUCCGGAACCGGCGUCGUCGGAAUCGCCGCGGCGAUCACUCUUUCCGCUUCCGUCACGGUGACGGAUCUCCCGCACGUCCUCGACAACCUCAGCUUCAACGCAGAGGCGAACGCUCAGACUGUGGCGAGAUUCGAAGGUCAAGUCCACGCGGCACCGCUUCGUUGGGGAGAGGCUGAUGACGUGGAGCUUCUGGGGCCGAACGUUGACUUGGUUGUAGCGUCUGACGUGGUGUACCACGACCAUCUGUACGAGCCUCUACUGAAAACGCUGCGUUUAAUGGUGGCGGCGAAGGGGUCAGAGGGGAAGAGGCUGAUAUUUCUGAUGGCUCAUCUAAGGAGGUGGAAGAAAGAGUCUGUCUUCUUCAAGAAAGCUAGAAAGGUCUUUGAUGUUGACGUUAUACACUCUGAUGAGCCUCGAAAUGGUGCAAGAAGCGGCGUGUUGGUUUACCGUUUUGUCGCGAAACAACCGAAUCAAAAUGGUCGGAUUGUUUCGUGUUAACAGUUUGCAAAUUUUCAGGAUUAAUUUCUUAUGUGUUUAUCAAAAGAUUUCCACAUUAUGAAGCAAUUUGGUUACUCUUUCUA
Brassica napus (rape) is the source of this 929-nucleotide messenger RNA. Its product is annotated as protein N-lysine methyltransferase METTL21A-like. The transcript has a single exon. The record is from RefSeq and is a predicted model, not a curated record. Lineage: Eukaryota; Viridiplantae; Streptophyta; Magnoliopsida; Brassicales; Brassicaceae. Bases 1 to 846 code for a protein of 281 amino acids.